AUGGAGUUUGCCCUAAACAAGAGCACUGACGGGGACAUAACUCUGAAACCUGUCUACACCAGCCCAACAGUUGUGAGCUUAUUGAGCGACCCUGUGUGGCAGCUGGUCGACUUUGUCAUGUCUGCCCCGGUACUUGGGAUCUUGAGUUCCUUUGGUAUCGGUGCUAAUAUUAUUAACAUCAUGGUGUUUUUAAAACAGGACUUGAGUAAAACAGUCAACGUAAAUUUCUUGGCUCUCUGUGUCGCUGACCUAGGAUCUAGCGUCUUCAUGUUCUGGGAAAGUGUUUUGUACAAUCCUUAUCUUCAAAAGUCUGGCAUUCCCAUAGGUCUAGAAGAUUUGGUGUACCUUACAGCAGCUUUACCUAGCGCAGUUUUCUCCCGAAUCUCCACCCUAAUCCACGUGUACAUAACACUAGAGCGGUGCCUGUGUAUUGCCAUGCCUCUAAAGAUCAAAGAAAUCUUCACACCGAACCAAUCAAUAACCACCAUGGCUGGGAUUUAUCUAUUAUCGACUCUCAGCAUUUUACCAAUGUACCUGUCAGGUUACCUGGAGCUGUCAAUCAACCCAACAACCAACACAACCGUCUACAAAUCUUCCUGA
This is a messenger RNA of Physella acuta, 600 nucleotides long. RefSeq lists its product as uncharacterized. Lineage: Eukaryota; Metazoa; Mollusca; Gastropoda; Physidae. The record is from RefSeq and is a predicted model, not a curated record. Gene Ontology annotation, cellular component: membrane.